AUGGCUGUAUCACUCAAAUCCCGCACUGAAGGUGCAAUCUGGGGAGUCUGCAUCGCCGAUGCCCUAGGUGGCCCAGUCCAAUUCAAAGACCCAAAUACAUUCGAACCUAUCACCGGUCUGAGAUAUGUGGCUCCAUUCAAACAACCCGCUGGCUCAUAUUCCGACGAUGGCUCCAUGACUCUAGCCCUAGCCUACUCCUUCGUCGAGUCUGAGAUGCAAUACAACCACAUCAUGUCAAUCAAGUUCUACGUUGAAUGGAUGACCCAUGGUCGAUUCAGCACCAUCGACCGUGCAUGGGAUAUGGGGCAUUCCACGCGCAAGUCCCUGUCGAUCUGGAAAAAAUCCCGCAUGGAGAAUAUCGAGGGUGCGCAGGCUCGCAUCGACAUCGAGUUGGAUUCCGAGGAGCGCUCGGGGAAUGGGAGCUUGAUGAGGAUUGCUCCUGGUCGGGUUACGCAUCCUUCGCUUCCUUGUGUUGAAGCUUGUGAGGCUUAUACGGAGUUGGUUUGUGGGGUUAUGAAUGGCCAUACCAAGCAGCAAUUGUUUGAUACGAUUUCUGCUUUUCCUUUUACGCAUCCUGCUCUGAAAGAACGCAUGGCGCAGUACAAGACGAUUACGGACUGGACAGCCAAGACAUCUGGAUAUAUCACUAGUAGUGGAUGGGUUGUGGAUACGCUCGAGGUUGCUCUGUGGGCAUUCUUUAAGUAUGAUUCUUGGAAGGAGGGUGCGUUGGCUGUUGUGAAUCGGGGAGGUGAUUCUGAUACUGCUGGUGCUGUUUAUGGAGGUCUGGCUGGUGCAUACUAUGGGGUUGAGUUCAUACCCCAGGAAUGGAAGGAUGGAAUGCAGAGGAAAGACUUCAUUGGGGGGAUUGCUAAUAAGUUGGCUCAAGGGGUAGUUGACGCCAGUUCAAAGUGA
This is a messenger RNA of Penicillium canescens, 912 nucleotides long. RefSeq names its product ADP-ribosylglycohydrolase family protein. The transcript has 4 exons. Lineage: Eukaryota; Fungi; Ascomycota; Eurotiomycetes; Eurotiales; Aspergillaceae. The record is from RefSeq and is a predicted model, not a curated record. Bases 1 to 912 code for a protein of 303 amino acids.